GACUACGAGGUGCUGCUCACCAUCGGCGCCGGCUCCUACGGGAAGUGCCGCAAGGUGCGCCGCAAGGCCGACGGCAAGAUCUUGGUAUGGAAGGAGCUGGACUAUGGCGCGAUGACGGAGUCGGAGAAGCAGAUGCUCGUGUCGGAGGUGAACUUGCUGAGGGAGCUGCGGCACCCGAACAUCGUGCGCUACUACGAUCGCAUCAUUGACAGGAGCAGCACCACCCUGUACAUCGUCAUGGAGUACUGCGAUGGGGGAGACCUGGCCGGCUUGAUCGCCAAGUGCGCGAAAGAAAGGCAUUUUUUGGAUGAAAACUUUGUUCUCAGAGUGUUGACUCAAUUAACAUUGGCCUUGAAGGAGUGUCACAGACGGAGCGAUGGUGGAGUCACUGUGCACCGUGACCUGAAACCAGCAAAUGUCUUUCUAGAUGGCAAACAGAAUGUGAAACUUGGAGAUUUUGGACUGGCGAGGAUAUUACACCAUGACACCAAAUUUGCCACAACAUUUGUUGGCACUCCAUACUACAUGUCUCCUGAGCAAAUGAACUACAUGUCAUACAAUGAAAAAUCUGACAUCUGGUCACUGGGAUGUCUCGUGUAUGAAUUAUGUGCUCUUUCGCCUCCAUUUACGGCUUACAACCAAAAGGAGCUGGCAGAAAAGAUAAAGGAAGGAAGGUUCAGGCGAAUACCAUAUCGCUACUCAGAUGAGCUGAAUGACCUUCUCAAGGAGAUGCUGAAUGUAAAGGAUUACUGCCGACCUUCCGUUGAAGAUAUUCUGCAGCGCCCCUUGAUAGAAAAUGUGGUGACAGAAGAACUAAAACAUAAUUUUGAUAGAAAAGGCUUGAGACCACGGGAGCCAGAAAGGCCACAGUACUCAGAUGUUGCAGUGAAUGAGCUGAAACGGAAGGAGCAACAAUUACAGGAGCGAGAGCAAGCCAUUAAAGAGAGAGAACAACGUCUGGAGGAGAGAGAACGGGAGCUCUGUGUUCGGGAGAGACUGGCAGAGGACAAACUUUCUAGAGCUGAAAGCCUGCUGAAGAGGUACAAUCUCCAGAAGGAGCAGCGGGAGGUAACGUGUGCGGAAGGUCCAGAUAACGCACUCCUGCUUCCCCUUUCUACAACCAAGAAGAACUCACUCCUUGAUGGAAGUGAAGAGAAAGCUGUGUCUCCUCAUAAUAUGGAAAACUAUUUCCUUUCCAAAGGGAAAAGCUCUGAUCUCAAAAGUCGUCUAUAUGCUGCAAAUCUACGAGCUCAAGCACUGGCUGAACUGGAAAAAAACUAUCAACUAAAGAGCAGACAAAUCUUGGGCAUGCGUUGAAACUGUAACAGAUAUAUUUAUCUUUGAAAAGAAGAUUAAAUGUAUAGGCAGAUACUUGUGCCUCCCUCUCUUAAGCUAGAACCUACUGAAAAAUUAUUUUUACAGUUGUACAAACUCUUAGUUUAUGUUAGGUAGUUUAUGAUAAAUGCAUAAGAUGCUCUAUGAUGAAAAUAGG
Messenger RNA from Cyanistes caeruleus (blue tit), 1492 nucleotides. It is a transcript of the gene NEK2, whose product is annotated as NIMA related kinase 2. Lineage: Eukaryota; Metazoa; Chordata; Aves; Passeriformes; Paridae. Gene Ontology annotation, molecular function: ATP binding; protein kinase activity. The record is from RefSeq and is a predicted model, not a curated record. Gene Ontology annotation, biological process: protein phosphorylation.